AUGGCUUCGGUAGUGUAUUACAGGUUUCUACAUCAAAAGAAUAAAAGCGUCAUUCAUUUUGACGGUACGGCAAUCAGUGUUUUUGAUUUGAAGAAGGAGAUUAUCAUUCAAAACCAACUUGGUGCCGGAACAGAUUUCAACUUGCGAUUAUAUCAUUCUGAACAACCGGACUUGGAGUAUGAGUUAGACAAUGAUAUUAUUUCUCGGUCAAGUUAUGUGCUAGCCAAGAGGUCACCUGCCUCAGCCAAAAUGGGCAAGUUCAACAAUGCUUCGCGGUAUAUCACUGGUAAACCACGAAUAAAUCGAAAAGUCUUCAAUAAUACCAAUGCCGCAUCCGGUACGGGUGCCUUAGGAGCCAGUGGAGGCUUAUCUGGAGCACCAAGCACAGUUUCUGCGGCACAGCUAGGCGAGAAUGCCACAGAAGAGGAUAGAAUCAAAUUGAUGUUUGAAAACCAGUCCACUGCAUGGGCACAUACACAAGAUGAAUUGGCACAACAUAAGAUGGUUUACUAUAAGCCCACGGCAGCGGCAGCUGCAAAUUCUUCAGGAUCCAAUCCUGAAGAUAAGCCACCGCCAGGAUAUAUAUGCUAUCGAUGUGGUAAAAAGGAUCAUUGGAUCAAAAACUGUCCAACAAAUAAUGACCCUAAUUUCGAGGGUAAAAAGAUUAUGAGAACAACGGGUAUUCCCAAGUCGUAUUUGAAGACAAUUUCCAGAGAAGAAGUCGAGAAGAACUCCAAUUUAUUUACAACAAACGAGCAUGGCGAUAUUAUAGAUAAGGAUGGUAAUGCCGUAUUGAUCACUGAGGAAGGUGAAUAUGCCAUUGCCAUGGCGGAUUCAAAGACAUGGAUGAGUUAUCAAGAGAAGUUGCAAAAUGCAGCAAAGAAAUCUAAACAAGAAUACGAGUCACGGUUAGUAGCGUCAGCAGAGCAAGAGAACAAGUUUGAGCUCUUGGAUUCCUUAUCGCCAACUAAAAGACUACUCCAGCCUCCAAUAUACAUGACUCCAUGCUGUACAGAUGCCAGUAAAUUGAAGAAAUUAAAGAAUUUCAAUCACAACCAACAGGAGUUGGAAAGGGUGUUAAUCGAGAAUGAUUUUCAUUGUCCCAACUGUGAUAAAGAGGAUGUAUACAUUGAUUCUUUAAUUCAGAACAAGGAGUUGGAAAAGCAGUUGCAGGAGUUUAAAGACGCCAAGGAGAAAGAAUUGGGUAUAAACGAUCCAAGCAAGAGACCAUUAACAGAUAUAAGUGGUAAUGGUGGUGACGUGGUAGAUCCCGAUAUUAUAGUAGACAAAAUUUUUCAACCACAAAUACUCGAUUUCAAUUUGUAUUUUGUUGAUGAGAAUAGACACAACGACUUGAAAUCAAUCAUGUUUUAG
Molecule: messenger RNA, 1374 nt
Organism: Lodderomyces elongisporus
Lineage: Eukaryota; Fungi; Ascomycota; Pichiomycetes; Serinales; Debaryomycetaceae
Gene: MPE1
Product: cleavage polyadenylation factor subunit
Exons: 4
Coding region: 1-1374 (457 amino acids)
Biological process (GO): protein ubiquitination; ubiquitin-dependent protein catabolic process
Cellular component (GO): nucleus
Molecular function (GO): ubiquitin protein ligase activity; zinc ion binding; nucleic acid binding
Source: RefSeq, a predicted model, not a curated record